Molecule: messenger RNA, 588 nt
Organism: Fulvia fulva
Lineage: Eukaryota; Fungi; Ascomycota; Dothideomycetes; Mycosphaerellales; Mycosphaerellaceae
Exons: 4
Coding region: 1-588 (195 amino acids)
Source: RefSeq, a predicted model, not a curated record
AUGCGCCUCCACCUCAUCACCGCGUUGGCAUUCGCCGCAGUCACGUCCGCGCAGCAAUACCAAUACCCAGAUCCCGGUUCCAAGAACCAGCAAUUCACCCUCCUCAUGACUCGAGGCGUUGGCGAAAGUCGCACGAACUUGUCUCUCACGGCUGUCAAGAGCGAGGAGGGCUCCGAGGUCUUGCUCCUUGUCGGCGAGGAUCCUGUCACCUGUGUUGGAACGCCAGCAUACCUCAACGCCAGCCUCAGUAAUUAUGAGGGUUCCGGCGGCGAGCAUGUUGCGCUUCAACUCGAUGUCGAGGGACAGAGAUAUGGAGUCUCGGUACCACCCAUUGGAGGCAUGCACGGCAUCGCAUACAGCGUUGCGGCUGACAAGGACUCCGCCGACUUCAAGUUUCAAGUCGUGGACAACGAAGUCUUCUACCAGCCAUCAUCUGGAGCCAGCGUAUUCCUAGGCUGCGACCGAGAUCUCGACGGAGAGACCAGGUCGAUUCUGUCGUGGGGAUCUGCACCGUUUCCACAAGGAUGCUGGCCUACUUCAGUGCAUCAGAGGUGCAAUAUCGAGGGUAGCAGCGUGAAGUGCAAUUGA